Spizellomyces punctatus DAOM BR117 is the source of this 2896-nucleotide messenger RNA. RefSeq names its product 23S rRNA (uridine(2552)-2'-O-)-methyltransferase. Bases 171 to 2813 code for a protein of 880 amino acids. The record is from RefSeq and is a predicted model, not a curated record. The transcript has 4 exons. Gene Ontology annotation, cellular component: nucleolus; preribosome, large subunit precursor; nucleus. Lineage: Eukaryota; Fungi; Chytridiomycota; Chytridiomycetes; Spizellomycetales; Spizellomycetaceae. Gene Ontology annotation, molecular function: rRNA (uridine-2'-O-ribose)-methyltransferase activity; rRNA (guanine) methyltransferase activity. Gene Ontology annotation, biological process: maturation of 5.8S rRNA from tricistronic rRNA transcript (SSU-rRNA, 5.8S rRNA, LSU-rRNA); rRNA methylation; maturation of LSU-rRNA from tricistronic rRNA transcript (SSU-rRNA, 5.8S rRNA, LSU-rRNA).
AAUUUAGAUAUUGCUUUCACCCCGUCAAGUUUUCUCGUCCUCUGGAGUGCGGUAUUGUGGGUGGAUAUCGCAAACGACCGUGACUUGCCAGUCGUCACAUUAUUGUCGUCGCCCGAAGGUCUAGGCACAAACACAUUUCUCUUCCAAUACCCCGCACAUAAACCACCGCCAUGGGUGUCAAGAAGAAGUAUGCCAAGGGGCGUCUCGACAAGUACUAUCAUAUGGCCAAGGAGCAGGGUUAUCGUGCCCGUUCAGCCUUUAAGCUCAUUCAACUGAACAAAAAGUACAAUUUUUUGGAACGGUCGAAAUGCUUGGUGGAUCUCUGCGCGGCUCCCGGUGGUUGGUUGCAGGUGGCAGCAAAGUACAUGCCGAAGCCGAAUAUUAUUAUCGGUCUGGAUUUAGCAGCGAUUAAACCUAUACCUGGUGUCAUUACCCACGUUGAGGACAUCACCACGCAAAAGUGUAGAAUGACAUUGAAACGGGAACUCAAGACGUGGAAGGCGGAUGUCUUCCUUCACGAUGGUGCUCCCAACGUUGGUACAUCUUGGCUCCAAGAUGCCUUCACACAAUCCGAACUCGUUCUGGCGUCUCUAAAACUAGCCACAGAAUUCCUGAUGGCGGGAGGAUGUUUCGUUACCAAAGUCUUUCGCUCGAAGGAUUACAACAAGCUUAUUUGGGUAUUCAAUCAGUUUUUCGACAAGGUCGAAGCGACAAAGCCAGCGUCAUCACGUAACGUCUCUGCUGAGAUCUUUGUUGUUUGCCGCGAAUUCAAAGCACCCAAAAAGGUCGACCCACGAUUACUCGAUCCAAAAUACGUUUUCAAGGAAGUAGAUGAUGUGCCAGAAGAGGAGAUGGAUGAUAAGAAGAGAAAAGAGCGACAAGGUGCCAUGUUGAAUGACUUGUUUCAUCCCGAAAAGCGUCGGAGACAUCGAUCUGGUUAUGCGGAUGGUGACUACACACUUCACGUUGCUAGCAGUAUUUCCGAUUUCGUGCGGGGGCCAGACUUCCUUGGGGUGCUCACCCAAUCGAAUGCCUUGCGAUUUGACCAGGAUGAUUUUGGCAAAACCCUGGCGGAACAUCCACUGACAACAAAAGAACUUAAGAUGUGCUGUGAGGAUUUGAAAGUUUUGGGUAAAAAGGAUUUCAAGGACCUUUUGAAAUGGAGAGAGUCGAUUCGUUUGGAUCUUGGGCUGGAGAAGAAGAAGGAAGAGCGGAAGGCUGACACAGGGGACAAGGAGGAAAAUGGUGAAGAGGACUUACUGGAAUCACUUGAUGCCGAAGCUAAAUCAGUUGCUGCCACCCGCAAGCGGGCACUCCGUAAAGCACGCGAGCGAAAAGCAAAGCAAUUGAUUAAGAUGCGCCUAGGCAUGGGAACGCCAGAUGAGAUUGGGCUGGAAGCGAGUGAGGCAGGGGGCAUGGGAUUGGGAGACGGGCAUGAUGAAGGUCUGUUCCGAUUGAACGGCCUGUCUACGGAUGGUGUGAAAAAUGCGAAGCCAAUUGUUACGGACACGCAAAAGGAAGCGGUACUCAGUAGCGACGAUGAGGAAGCAGAUGAAGACAACGAGGCAAAUGAUGACGAUGAUGAAACAUUUGAUACAGAUGACGAGAUUGAACAAAAGAUCAACAAUCUCGAAAGCGAAAUCGAUGGCCUUUACGAACAAUUCCGUGAGCGGCGGCUCGAGCGCGAUCCGAGCGCCAAAGUGAAAAAGCAGAAGGAAGGCGCGCAGGCGUUUGAGGAGUGGUACGGAAUUGAGUUUGACAAGAAGCGGAAACGACAAGUUGGAGAUGUGGAUGGUGAUGCGAGCGACGAUAGCAGUGACGACAGUGAAGAUGAUAGUGAAUUGGAUGAAGAAGCCACCGGAGUCUCAGGAGGCAAGAAGCGCAAAGCGGGAAGCGAAAUGGACAAUGGGAACGUUGAAGAAGAGGACGUCAAUGGAGCGAUAGAUACUGGCAAACUGUCAAAACGAGCAAAAGUGUUCUUCGACAAUCCGCUAUUCAAAACUUUGGAGCAGCCCAAUGGUAAACCAGUGAAGGGGAAGGAGAGUAAACAGAAGGACGGGCUGUUUGCGCAGGAAUUGGCAAGCACCUGGAGUGACGACAGCAGUGACGAAGAUGACAUCCCAACACGACGUACAAAAUCCAAAGGCAGGAAGGAUGACGAUGACGAAAACGACAUUGAAAAGAAAGGGUUCGAAGUGGUACCCUUGGGACUGGAUGAGAAAGACGGACCAAAUGACGAUUUUGCCAUCACCACAGCGGAAGCAUAUACCCUUGCCCAGAGAAUGAUUCGGAAGUCUGAUAAAAGGGACCUAAUCGACGAAGGAUUCAACCGAUACGCUUUCAACGAUCCAGAUGGUGUUCCGUCAUGGUUCGUGGAAGAAGAAUCCCGACACAACAAACCCACUCUCCCCGUCACAAAAGAAGCUGUCCAAAUCAUCCGCCAACGCAUGCGUGCUUUAGACGCGCGCCCCAUCAAAAAGGUCGCCGAAGCCAAAUUCCGUAAACAAAUGCGAACUGCGCGCCGAUUAGAAAAGAUGCAAAAGAAGGCGGCAAACGUCAUGGAGGACGAGGGGGGUGAAAUGACCGAGAAGGCAAAGCUGACCCAAGUUUCAAAAAUGAUGAAGAAGGCAAAGGCGAAGCAAGAGAAGAAAAAGGUUUCCGUUGUGGUGGCAAAAGGAAUCAACAGAGCCAAUAAAGGUAGACCAAAGGGUGUCAAGGGUCGCUAUAAAAUGGUGGAUCCACGUAUGAAGAAGGAGGUGCGAGCGCAAAAACGCUUGGCAGAAAAGGGGAAGAAGAAGAGAAGAAAGACAUAGGAUCAGACUUGAUUUUUAUUUGUACACAAAUUAUGAUAUUCAAUUUCUUACGAUGAGGUUGUUUCCCACCUACAUCGACUCAA